GCUGAUUGGUGGUCCCAGGGCUUGGCCAGCUGCCCAAGGCCAGGAGGGAAGAGAGAGAUCCCAGGACAAAAGUGCAGCAGGCCCCUGAGCAUGUGUAGAAAUGUCAUCAGUUCCACCUACAAAGACUUGGUGGAAAUCAAAGAAGACAGUAAAAGUCACAAGAUCCUAUCCAACCUUCCCUUCCCUGACUGCCUGGGAAGAAUUCAGGGGCCUCUUGCGUGUGGAUGGGGAACCGAAUCCUGGAGUAGGCCUAGGUGUGGAGGAAGGACUGCUCUGCCAGAAGGUUCAUUCUCCAGAAUUCAACCUGUUUCCUGACUCAGUGGUGUUUGAAAGCAAUUUUGUCCAGGUCAAAAGGAGCAGGAAUUGGAUAGACAUCUACAAGGCCUCCUACACCAUGGCCCUUGGAGUGACCUCCUCUGUGCCCUGCCUGCCCCUUCCCAACAUCCUCCUCAUGGCCAGUGUCAAAUGGCACCAGGGGCAAAGCCAGACAUGGAACAGACCAUCUAUUGCCCCAAACAUCAUCCUGAAGAGGAUUCUCCCAUUGAAGUUUGUGGAGCUCCAGGUCUGUGACCGCCUUCAACGCAUCCUGCGGUUGAGGACAGUCACUGAGAAGAUCUAUUACUUAAAGCUCCACCCCAACCAUCCUGAGUGUGUCUUCCACUUCUGGACCCGACUGGUUCAAAUUCUGCAGAAAGGUCUGUCCAUCACCACCAAAGACCCUAAUAUUCUUGUCACUCACUGCCUGGUACCCAAGAACUGCUGCAACCCCUCAGGAGACGCUAAGUUAGUACAGAAGAAACUCCAAGUCUCCCACCCCAGUGAGAGCCUUAUUCAACUAAUGGCCAAGGGGGAGAGUGAAGCCCUCUCUCAGAUUUUUGCCGACUUGCACCAGCAGAACCAGUUCAGUUUCAGGAGCAGCAAAAAGUUGGAGACCAACAAAGACAGCUCAGAGAAAGAUACUCCCUACAAAGAGGAAGACAGCAUCCCUUGUACCCGCGACCUCCGUUGGAGGGAUUCGUUCAUGUACGGAGAGUGGGAAAGAGAGAACCCCUCUGGGCCGCAGCCCCUCUCACUCCUCAGCACCCUGGCAGCCUCCACCAGGCCACAGCUGGCCCCACCCAUAGGCAAUUCUAUCUGAGCUACCCUUUCAUGCUGGGGAGAAUGUAUGCAGCCCUCACCAACACCACUCUGCAGCAUUCAGCUCCUGAGGGGCUGUUUGGCUGGAGAGGAGGAGAAAGCUAUAACCAAGGGAAACUUGGAACCAUCUCACGGUGACAUCAGAGCCUUUCCUCAUUCCAGCUGUUUGUAACUUCAGCACCGCACCUCAGCACAGCCCACCUCCAUCCCGCAGCCAGAGUGGGCGCAGGAAGAUGUGCUCUCAGAACUCAUCUGUUGGCCAGGACCAAGAGAUGGAGGAAGGAGGGAAGGGAAGCAGCCAGAGGACAAGUGGAAGAGAGCAGAAUGGAGGUGAAGAGGAAGGUGGCGGGAAGAAGUCAGAGAAGAGGAGAGACCCAAAGAAAGGUGGUAACAGAAGGAAACAGAAGAGACUUGGUAGAAGAGAUAAAGAGGAAAAGAGAAGAAAUACAUGCCGGAGAGAUGCCUCACCAAGCUUCUAUUUAUCUAAUUUAAAACUUGAAAGUAAAGCCAUAAACCAAAGAAAGAAAUGUUUUCUCCUCUGCUCAGACCAUUCUGGACAAGUAUGAAGGGCCAGAAUCUUUCAAUUUCCCUUUUUUAGCAGGUUUUUUUUUUUUUUUUUUUUGCUAGUCUCUCUUUUCUAACUCUAGCUUGAUACCUUCUU
Molecule: messenger RNA, 1798 nt
Organism: Otolemur garnettii (small-eared galago)
Lineage: Eukaryota; Metazoa; Chordata; Mammalia; Primates; Galagidae
Gene: GARIN1B
Product: family with sequence similarity 71 member F1
Exons: 7
Coding region: 101-1138 (345 amino acids)
Cellular component (GO): nucleus
Source: RefSeq, a predicted model, not a curated record